This is a messenger RNA of Myotis brandtii (Brandt's bat), 6002 nucleotides long. RefSeq names its product frizzled class receptor 3 (gene FZD3). The record is from RefSeq and is a predicted model, not a curated record. The transcript is spliced from 8 exons. Lineage: Eukaryota; Metazoa; Chordata; Mammalia; Chiroptera; Vespertilionidae. Gene Ontology annotation, cellular component: plasma membrane. Gene Ontology annotation, molecular function: Wnt receptor activity; Wnt-protein binding. Gene Ontology annotation, biological process: non-canonical Wnt signaling pathway; canonical Wnt signaling pathway. The coding region runs from base 451 to 2451 and encodes 666 amino acids.
AGAGGGAAAGACAGAGACAAACAUCAAUGUGAGAGAAACACAUCUAUUGGUUGGCUCCUACGCAUACCCCGAUCAAGGCCCGGGGCCAAGGAGGAGCCUGCAACCAAAAGGUAUUUCAAUCAAAGGAAGAAAUAGCUCUUCUAAGAUGGAAUCUGUUGUUUGGGAAUGUGGUUGAUCAACUUGAUAUGUUGGCCAAAUGUGCCCUAUGUAAUAAAAUGAAAAGAAGAGACAAGAUGAUGUCAUUUUCCUGUAUUGUGAAACCAAAAACAAAUGCCUUUUGUGAGAUCAAGCUAACAAACCUCUGACAGUGCAAAGAGUAUUUAACUGUUUGAAGAACUUAAUAGUAAAAUAUAGAAGAGUACUUCUUCAAGCUGAGACCUGCAGGUGUACAAAGAUCUAAAAUACAUACCAUAGGCCUGAUCGUCCAAAUCUCAUUCAGAUCCAAGAAGGAUGGCUAUGAGUUGGAUCGUCUUCUAUCUUUGGCCCUUGACUAUGUUUGUGGGGCAUAUAGGUGGGCACAGUUUGUUUUCUUGUGAACCUAUUACCUUGAGGAUGUGCCAAGAUUUGCCUUACAAUACUACCUUCAUGCCUAAUCUUCUGAAUCAUUAUGACCAACAGACAGCAGCUUUAGCAAUGGAGCCAUUCCACCCUAUGGUGAAUCUGGAUUGUUCUCGGGAUUUCCGGCCAUUUCUUUGUGCACUCUAUGCUCCUAUUUGUAUGGAAUAUGGACGUGUCACACUUCCCUGUCGUAGACUGUGUCAGCGGGCUUACAGCGAAUGUUCAAAACUUAUGGAGAUGUUUGGUGUUCCUUGGCCUGAAGAUAUGGAAUGCAGUAGGUUCCCAGAUUGUGAUGAGCCAUACCCUCGACUUGUGGAUCUGAAUUUAGCUGGAGAUCCUACUGAAGGAGCCCCAGUGGCAGUGCAGAGGGACUAUGGUUUUUGGUGUCCCCGGGAGUUGAAAAUUGAUCCUGAUCUUGGUUAUUCUUUUUUGCACGUGCGUGAUUGUUCACCUCCUUGUCCAAAUAUGUACUUUAGGAGAGAAGAACUAUCAUUUGCUCGAUAUUUCAUAGGAUUGAUCUCAAUCAUUUGCCUCUCUGCCACGUUGUUUACUUUUUUAACUUUUUUGAUUGAUGUCACAAGAUUUCGUUAUCCUGAAAGACCUAUUAUAUUUUAUGCAGUCUGCUACAUGAUGGUAUCAUUAAUUUUCUUCAUUGGGUUUUUGCUUGAGGACCGAGUAGCCUGCAAUGCAUCUAGCCCUGCACAGUAUAAGGCUUCCACAGUGACGCAAGGAUCUCAUAAUAAAGCUUGUACCAUGCUUUUUAUGGUACUUUAUUUUUUUACUAUGGCUGGCAGCGUUUGGUGGGUAAUUCUUACCAUCACAUGGUUCUUGGCAGCUGUGCCAAAGUGGGGUAGUGAAGCUAUUGAGAAGAAAGCAUUGCUGUUUCACGCCAGUGCAUGGGGCAUCCCUGGAACUCUAACUAUCAUCCUUUUAGCGAUGAAUAAAAUUGAAGGUGACAAUAUCAGUGGCGUGUGUUUUGUUGGCCUCUACGAUGUUGAUGCAUUGAGAUACUUUGUUCUUGCACCCCUCUGCCUAUAUGUGGUAGUUGGGGUUUCACUCCUUUUAGCUGGCAUUAUAUCCCUAAACAGAGUUCGAAUUGAGAUUCCAUUAGAAAAGGAGAACCAAGAUAAAUUGGUGAAGUUUAUGAUCCGGAUUGGUGUUUUCAGCAUUCUUUAUCUGGUACCACUCUUGGUUGUAAUUGGAUGCUAUUUUUAUGAGCAAGCUUACCGUGGCAUCUGGGAAACAACAUGGAUACAAGAACGCUGCAGAGAAUAUCACAUUCCAUGUCCAUAUCAGGUCACUCAAAUGAGUCGUCCAGACCUGAUUCUCUUUCUGAUGAAAUACCUGAUGGCUCUCAUAGUUGGUAUUCCCUCCAUAUUUUGGGUUGGAAGCAAAAAGACAUGCUUUGAAUGGGCCAGUUUUUUUCAUGGUCGUAGGAAAAAAGAGAUAGUGAAUGAGAGCCGACAAGUACUCCAAGAACCUGAUUUUGCUCAGUCCCUCCUGAGGGAUCCAAAUACUCCUAUUAUAAGGAAAUCAAGAGGAACUUCCACUCAAGGAACAUCCACACAUGCUUCUUCAACUCAGCUGGCUAUGGUGGAUGAUCAGAGAAGCAAAGCAGGGAGUGUCCACAGCAAAGUGAGCAGCUAUCACGGCAGCCUCCACAGAUCUCGUGAUGGCAGGUAUACUCCCUGCAGUUACAGAGGAAUGGAAGAGAGACUACCUCAUGGCAGCAUGUCACGACUAACAGAUCACUCCAGGCACAGUAGUUCUCAUCGUCUCAAUGAACAGUCACGACAUAGCAGCGUCCGGGAUCUCAGUAAUAAUCCUAUGACUCACAUCACACAUGGCACCAGCAUGAACCGAGUUAUUGAAGAAGAUGGAACCAGUGCUUAAUUUGUCCUAAGGUGGAAAAUUUGUGCCGUUUAUAAAGCAGAUUUUAUUCUUUGCCUUUAGCAUGACUGACUGCUGUAACUCACUGUUAUCAUGCGUUCAGUCAGGUGCAGAUUGUGUCCAUUGGAAGAGUAAAUUUUUGCUUUUUAUAUUGCAUCAAACUUGGAAUAUCAAGGCGUCUUAAAAUUAUAUUGUCACAUAAAUAAUUCUUAUUUCUAGGUAAUGAAGAGAGAAUUAUUUGUCUGGUAAGCAUUUUUAUAAACCCACUAUUUUAUAUUUAGAAAAAUCCUAAAUGUGUGGUGACUGCUUUGUAGUGAACUUUCAUAUAUAAUGUCAACUAGUUGUGAGACAACAUUCUAGUCGUUCUGUUAAUAAAACAAAAUUUCAGAAUUAAAGAAUUUUCUAUGCAAGGUUUAUUUCUCGGAUGAAUGGUAGGAUUUUGUAGUUUUAUUUCCAUAAGUGAAAAAGAACUGUGGUUUUAAACUGUAAGAGAAUUUGAUAAAUCAGCAAGGGUAUUUUAACUGAUAGAAUAUAAGAUCAACAGAAGAAUCUGAUUAGAGUAUUGAAGGCUCUUUCAAAAUUCUAUCAAAAUAAAUUUCAUCCAGAGAGAUACAGGAUUAGGAAUAUCAGUGGCCAUUUUUUCCCUAUAAGUGAGCUGUUUUUAUUACUUUUGUAAAUAUUCCUUUUACUGGCAGUGUUUUUAUAACUUAUCCAUAUGCAUGUUGGAAAAAAUAAUUUGUAGCCUUUUCCCAUGUAGUAAUAUUAAUUCGUAGAGAACUUUAUGUUCAGAUCUGUUCCAUGGAGACAUGUAAUAAGAUAAGCAUCACACAUUAUAAGGUUUUUUUGUGGUAACCACAAUUACAAAAUGGCAAAAUGUUUUCUCUGUAUUCAUUGUUGUAUUUUUCUGCAGUGAGAUGUGAUCUUGCCAAAGCCACCAGAUCUUGACAUCCAGCCCCUCCUAUCAAUGAGUUGAUUGUCUGUACUUGCAUUGCCCAGUAGCAAAUAGGCUACAGCUUUUGCCCCCUCCCUUGUAUUCAGAUUCUGGAUCAGUCUUGUUUACAGCUGAAAUAUAUAUAACCUUGGUCCAAAGUGGUGGUUUAUAUGGGGUAUCUGAAAAAUCACUGUAAUUAAAUGAAGCAUGAUUAGUCUUGCUGUGAAGUAUCUUGUAAUCUUAAAAAUAUCAACUCAAAAUUUUUGACAUUUUGUCUUGUAACAUUUAAAUAAUUUACAAUAAAAACUGGUAACUGUAUUAGGCAUGAAAUUGAUCAGAAGAAAAAGAAAAUUUUUGGAAAAUGCUGGAUGUAUUGUAUAGAAAAACAUUUUAAACAAGCAUGUCCUCAACCCCGACUAGAGGUAAGAAUCAUUUGGGAAACCUCUGAUGCUCAAGCCUUCCUCUCAUUCAGAUGAGAAUUGAUAGGUUUUUAAAUAAGUUUUCUAGGUGAUUCUAAUCUGUAGCCAGGCUUCAGGCUGUUUUGAACUGAUUUGCUUCUGUUGAUGAUCUGAUGGCGUCUCAUUAUAUCACGCGAAAAUGUAGGUGGACUCAAUAUUAUACUUUUACAUCAUUACCUGAUACAAAAUUGUUUUCCACUUUAUUUGUCCAUUAUAAAAUGUGAAAUGCUGACCCCACUCCCCAAAAUUCUCAUUCUGUAACUCAAAGAUGGUAAGAAUUUAAAAUCUGUAGUUAUAAAAAUACCAUUGGUGAUUCUUACGCAGAUAAUCCAAGAAUGACACCUUAGAAAAUAUUCUAAACUCCAGAGAGGCCUGAAUUUGUCAUUUGCUGGCUUUUGACCUUUAAAAAGUCAACUUCUCUGAGCUUUAGUUCCCUUGUUUGUAAAUGAAGAUAAAAGAUAAAUACCUACCUCACAAAGUUGUCAAAUAGGGGAUCAAAUGAAAAAUCAUAUGAAAACUCUUUGAAAACUAAAAUAUAAGGGAUUAAGAUUAUUGAGGAUUUAAGAGAUUUAUUUGAGGGCUACUAUCAUACAUGUGUUUGGUUCAUGUGUACUUUUACUCUCUUUUUUAAAAAACAAAAAGUAACAAAGAAUUAGGUGUUGAAAAAGUAGCUUUUAUCAGACACAAAAGUCAGUUUUCUGGUAAUAAUUUAUAUAUCAUGUUUUUUUCAAAGUACAUGUUAAUAUUUUUGUUAUUAAUUCCGCACAAGAUAUAUUUGAACAUUUGGCCCAAAAUGUAAUUUUUUCCUCUCUGUCUUGUCUUUCUCCUUGGAAUUGGAGUAAGUGAUCAAGACAAUAUAAAUUCCCUCAUAACUGACAUUUAGUAAACCUUUUCUCUGAAGGCCAAAUUUACAACUUAUUUAUAAAUAAAUGAACAAUUCAUGAGGCUUUUGUCUGAGAAUCUCUCCUGAGACAGCAUGAGAGGACCAACACAAGCAUUCAGAAACAAAAAUAAGAAGUUAAAAUAGAAGGUACCAGUUUGAGCUCAAAGAUGUUGUCAGUCAUCGCCAUCUGCAUUAUGUUAUCAAUUGCCAAAAUGUUAAUUGGUUUUCUUGUACAAGUGGCCAAGUAUAGACAGUUAAUUGAACAUUAUGAAAAUACUAAUUUUUGCUUCUUGAUUUUAUGUAUUCAUUUAUAUCUUCUCUAUUUAACUGUUGAUAUAUAUGUAAAUGCUAUAUUGACAUUUCAGUUCAGAAAAAUAUUCUAAACUCCAGAGAGGCCUGGCUUCUAUUGACAUUAAGAUACUGGAAGUAUCUUAAUUUUGCAGCACAAAAUUUAUUUAAUAUUGUUAAUUCAUUGUUUUGAAUAACAAUAUUUAGUUUGGGCCAUGUUAUUUAUCAAACUAGUGCUCCAAAUUAAUUUGUUUUUCAAAGACAGUUGAAGAACUAUAUGUAGCGAACAGCAUUUCAAGUUUCAACUAGCUUAAACCAAUUUGAGCAAGUCUGGACAGCUUUCUUACCAUAUGUUUAAUUUGUGUUGUGAUUGGCACAUGAUAAUGUUUAGUGUUUUGUUCAUUCAAUUGACAGCUGAGAAAAUAAUAGUGCUCUCUCAAAUGUUAAUAUAUAAUCAAAAGGUUUUCAAAAAGUACUUUGAUUUUACCAAUAUUGUGUUUAAUUUAUUCAGUAGUUAAAAAAUCCAAGACAAUAUUAAGCUCAAAAUAAUAGCUUCAAAGAAUAAUUGAUUAAUAAUUCAAUAACUAGCACAGGGCUUAGUACAUAGUAAAUUUUUUAAUAAAUGAAUAACAUGUCAUACAACUCACUUUUACUCUAACAUUGAGUCUCACUUCAAAAAAAAUUGAAGGAUCUGAAUUUAAACUAAGUGAAAUUAACUCUGCUUUACCAAAAUAACAUGUAACAAGUAAUAAGAAAUAAGUAAAUUAUACCAAAUGAAGCAUAUUUCCCCUAUAGUAACAGUCCAUAUUACUAUUUAAACUAAAGUAUAUAUAUAUAAAGUAUAUAUACACACACACAUACACACAAACUUGUACCAACACUUUAUAUUCAUUUUUAAUGGUGAGAGCUAUUCUUAGAAGUAUUUAGGCUCUUUUUGGUUUUAUGUGAAAUUAAAUCUUUGUGUAUUAGUUGGGUGAAUAAAUACUUAAGCAAA